UCAAGACUGAUAUUCGGAAGAGUCUCUUUUCUUUGAUACUCAUUGCUGCUCAUGCUUAAUACAGCCCCUAAUACAGGAUCUGUCUGAUAUAGCUCUCCAGGAUUAGAUUCUAGUAACAAAAUGCUAUCUAAUCACAGGAUACAGACUUCCUUGUAAUUCCUCGAACAAAUAAAACUACUUCAGUAGGGCUUUGAAAUGCAAAGUGAUUCCAUCUCAGUCGCAGAUCUUAAACGUUCACUGAACGCGGCGUGAUCCAGCCGGCGUAGAAAAUGAUAGAGUUAAAAACUGGAUAAAAUGGCAUCCUGACUAUGCUGCAGUCUGUGAUUAUAUAUAUGUGUGUGUGUGUGUUGUGUAUUUAUUGGAAAAUACUUUGUAGCAUCUCAGGCAGAUAGGACAGGUAUGCAGCAGAGCGAAUGGGGGCAGAACACAAUGUAGAAUGGAGCAGAGUUCCUUACUGUCUUUAACAGAACACUGUGGGGAUUGUUCACUUCUCUUUCUGAGCCACAAAUCGGAGCUUGGCAGUAAUAUGAGCCGAAAUGCACUCAGCCUUUACUCUUUCACACACUUAGUGCCACAUUCUCUGUUAAGGCUGGGCCUUGUCUUUCUCUUUUUGCUUCAGAUGGUCAGUUCUUGGACCCUAUAUAUCCUACUCUGGAUAUGCAAACAUAAGAUUUGGAUGUUCAUGUUUGGAGUGUUGCUAAGUUACAGGAAUCUGACUCUGCCACACGGACUAUAAACCUGGUUUGGUUUCUUUCUUCAAUAUGUAGAUAAACACCAGUUGUGCUCCGUGUGUUUGAGUGAGCGUUCCCAAGUUCCUGCUAGACACUCCACCUAGGGUGGACCAGCCCUGUCCCUGAGCUGCAGCCACUUUGGUGGAGAAUGUGACCACCUAAUCAGCCGGGUACUGUAUGGGACUUGGGAUGGGCCUUGGUUCUGGUUGCGGGUGUCGACUGUUUGGCGUUGAGGUUGCAUUUCAGCUUCAGUUUUCGGCUUGUUUUAAGUCUGACUCCUACCUAAGAAUAACAAGGUACUGAUGCCUGGGGUGGAGAAGCGCCAGGAAGAGGGGUCCCACUAUGAGGACUGUUGCAUAGUGCAUAGUGCUGCAGCUAGCUGACGUCGCACUGGUUCUUCGACCCGCUUGACCUCCUCUGCCUGACCCAGAUGCAGGCAGGGACUUGAGGCACGUCCCUUAACUUAAAGGCAUGGAUUGAGUUGCUGUGCGGCCCGGUGCCAGAAGAGAAGCCCCCCAGCCAUGAGUGUAAAUUACAGGGGGGGAUUUGGGGGUUGUAGCCCCCCCCAAUAAUCAUGUUUCUCCUGUAAUGGGUGGAGACCACACCCCCCCCCCCCCAAUGUUCCAGCCAAAGUUACGCACUUGCCCCCAGCUCUGCAGUCACAUGGGGCCAAAGCUCUGCUAUUGCUGUGAACCGCUUGAGUAGAUGGAGCCCAAGGGCGUUGUGUGCUUGGAGUGUCCUCCCUCUCUUCCUGCUCUAUCAGCUCCACCAGCUUCCCAGAGGCCGUCCCUGCUGCACCACCUGGCCUUCCGACACCACCCGGUGCCCCAGAAGCUGUUCCCCAGUGCUUCCCGACCCUCUGGUGCUUCCUGCUGGCCCCCAGAUCACUUCUGUUUCACUGUCUGACCCUCUGGCACCACCUGCUGCCCAGAGUCUGUCCCUGCUGCUUCCCCAGACCCUGCCGUGUGCCACCUACUGCCACAGAGGGCGUCCCUGUUCUGCCCCCCAGCCCUCCAGCACCACAUGUAUCCCUGGCGGUUGCCCCUGCUGUGCCACUUGACGGGGGGCGACCCACCCUGGCUGAAUGCCUAGCGGGAGAGGGGCACUUACAUGCAGUCCAAUUCUCUCCUCAUGAUGAGCCACAGGCGAGACUCGUUAAGGGAGGAUUGGCUGGGAUGAGGCAGUAGCUCCACCCACCUAACGCCAUACAGUGUGUCAUUAAAAGCUGCUUUGACUUCAUUAAUUCAUGACUGUCUUGUGUGUGGUCUCAUUUAUUAAUCAUUGAUUAAUAACCAGAAAGUUGUUCUUCAGUAAAUGUGUAAAUAUAUAAGAUAUAUGUGCAAUAAUAAAAGCGUAAGUACAAUAGCACAUAAUGUAAUGGAAGUACAGUGGCACUGAUCAGAUAUUAGCAUAAUCCUCAUAAUGUGACAGACAAAGCAGGAUUACUGCAUGGGCCGGAGAACAGAGACGUGUCAUUUCCUGUGCGAACGCAACAUUCAGGAUCAUUUCAAAUUUGAAUUAAAUUAGAAAGACUUUUGCUCUCCUACAGAAAAGAUUAUAUCACUAUAUCACAAAGGAUUUUUCUUUUCCGUUUCACGGACCUUUAAAGAUUAAUGGAUGAAGAUAUAAUCUCUUCAGAAGUAAGUCAUUCCUUAGUAGUCAUAGUUCCCAGUCAGAAAGUGCAAAUCCAGGAAUCCACAGUAGGAAGGUGCCACAGUAAAUAUCUAAUAGCAUUAAUAUCGUUUUGGGUAUCUCUAUACCUUUUUGUUAUAUUACUAUUAAAGACAUAAAUGUAUAAUUACACGCUUUACUUAAUUCUUAUUUAUUUUAUCUAUUAUCCAGUUAAAUGAAGUGGAAUAUAUUCCAGAAUGUAUUAUUCAGGUGAGUCACAGGUGGUCUACAGAAUGUGGGGUCAGUGACAGAUAACAUUUCAAGGCAGUAACAGACAAUCCAAGGCUGAUCCUAGAACAGUCAAAGCGGAAAUUUGAUCUGUAAGCAUCAUUUCUCUUUUACUUUUGCAGGCAAUCCAGUCAAACCCUGUGUUGUUAUGUAUCCUGGCUUCUUUUGCAGUCGUCACUCUUGCAUGGUACAUAAGAGACUCAUUGAAAGUCGACGGUAUCGAUGAGAAAUUUGUCUUGGUGACGGGAUGCGAUAGCGGAUUUGGGAACUUGCUUGCCCAUCAGCUGGACCAAAAAGGUUUCCACGUGAUAGCGACCUGUCUGACGGAGAAAGGAUGCAUGGAUCUAAAGGCAGAGACUUCGUGGAGAGUGAGGGCAGUGCUGCUGAAUGUGGCGGACAGUGCAAGCAUUGACAGCGCAGUGCGAUUUGUGCGCAACGAAACUGGGAAGUGUGGUCUGUGGGGUCUGGUCAAUAACGCCGGCAGGUCCAUUCCAAUUGGGCCCUCGGAGUGGAUGCAGGUGGAGGAUUUUAGGAAGGUUCUAGAUGUCAACCUAUUUGGCCUAAUUGAGUUGACUCUCAAGCUCCUCCCAUUGCUGAAGAAGGCACGGGGAAGAGUCAUCAACGUUUCCAGUGUGAUGGGGAGGCUGGUGCUGACUGGGGGUGGCUACUCUGUGUCCAAGUGGGCUGUGGAGUCAUUCUCCGAUAGUCUGAGAAGGGACAUGAGACACUUUGGUGUGAAAGUCAGCGUCAUUGAGCCGGGCUUCUUCAAGACAGCCGUGACAAACGUGAACCUUAUAGAUGCUGACCUGAGGAGACUGUGGGAGCAGCUUCCCAUGGACGUCAAGGAAACCUAUGGGGAGAAGUAUUUGGAGAAUUAUAUAAAAGCUCAACGCUUUGCCAUGAGUCUCCUGUGUAGUAAAGACAUCUCCAAAGUGACACACUGCAUGCAGCACGCCCUGACGGCGCGACACCCCCGGAGCCGUUACGCCGCAGGCUGGGAUGCCAGACUUAUCUGGCUCCCCAUAUCCUACCUCCCCUCUUUCAUGGCUGACUUUAUCGUUUGUGCUUUGUUUCCCGUACCCAAAGAGGACGGGACGGCUUGUCUAAACCAGGUGAAUGUUACAAACCCAUAAUCCCGUAUUUGUGCAUAUCUAACUCAGUUACCCUGACAAUCAGCAAUGAUGCGCUCCCUGUCCCUUUCUGCAUAGUAAUGCUGAUUAUGAUGAAUAUUAUUUAUUUGUUUAUUAUCUUUUUCCCAUUAUCCUAUUAUCUGAAAUUAGGGGGUAGUCAACUUUUCCGUGGCAAAAAAGUUUAUUAUAUAUAGAGAGAAAAUGAAUAUGAAAAUGUAUUAUUCUGCUGUGUUGAUUGUCCACAAAGGCACGGAUAUAAAGUUAAUGUUUUAUAUCAUUUGUGCUCUAUCAGAAGGAUUAUGUCAGGUCAAGGUCAAUUUUAAGUCUGUAAAACAGGUGCAAGAAUGAUCAAAUUUAAAUAAAUGUUUAUGGCCUAACUAUGCAUAGACUUAGCAUGUUUGUCCUUGCUGUUGAUAAAUAAAAGCCUUAUCAGUG
Molecule: messenger RNA, 4195 nt
Organism: Brienomyrus brachyistius
Lineage: Eukaryota; Metazoa; Chordata; Actinopteri; Osteoglossiformes; Mormyridae
Product: retinol dehydrogenase 7-like
Exons: 4
Coding region: 2969-3763 (264 amino acids)
Molecular function (GO): oxidoreductase activity
Source: RefSeq, a predicted model, not a curated record